Molecule: messenger RNA, 2029 nt
Organism: Bolinopsis microptera
Lineage: Eukaryota; Metazoa; Ctenophora; Tentaculata; Lobata; Bolinopsidae
Exons: 9
Coding region: 276-1805 (509 amino acids)
Molecular function (GO): protein binding
Source: RefSeq, a predicted model, not a curated record
AGGUAACGUCUUAAUGGAAUAACUAGAUACGAUGGUUUGUUAAAAAAGAUAAGUUCUACAAUGCCUGAGCUGCAGGGAUCUGAUCAGGAAGAUAUUAAGGUAGCACUAAGAAAACUCAGGAAAAGAUUACGACAGAUUGAGUCCCUGGAGAAGCUAACUCGUCCUUUGACAUCCGAGGAGAUUGAAAAAUCUUUAAAUCUCAGGUUAAGAGUAAAAAGAAUUGUCGAGAAUCACUUCAAAAUUUUGUUAAGCUUGCAGAGGACUUUGAUGUUUCUAUGACAGAAUUUACAUCAGAAAGUGGACAGAUAACUUCUCAUAAUGAUCUUCAAAUUACUCCAUCAUCAGUUCAAAAUAGUGAACAAAAUGGAAACACAAAUGCAAUUCUAAUCAGUGUGCCUAACCUAGAGCUCUCAGAAGGUGAUCAUAUUGAAGCAGAGAUAAACAAUGAUUUCAUAGAAGUUCAAAAUCAGAAGGGAAAUGAUGCAGUAAAAACAGAAAAUGAAGCUGAUGUGAAUGGUCCAUCAGAACAGCUCUCAAAAGGUGAUAUUGAAGCAGUGAUGCACCAUAAUUUCAUAGAUGUACAGAAUCAGAAGGAAAAUGAUGCAGUGAAAACAGAAAAUGAAGCUGAUGCAAAUGGUCCAUCAGAACAACGAAAACGAAAGAGGGGGCCUUCAAAGAAAUUAGAGAGACAAAAGUUUAUUGAAACAAAAAGUAAGUGGAGCAAAUCCAGGUUUUGCUUUUUGGACGGCCAUAACGACAAAGUUUGUUCUUUGGCCUCAAACAAAGAAACGCUUGUGUCUGCCAGCAAGGAUACAACUUGUAAGGUAUGGGAUAAACAUGGAAAAAAGCUACAUACAUUGGGGGAUCACACCUCCACAGUAACAGGGGUGUUUCUUCUUGAAGAUAAGAUCUGCACAAUUUCAUAUGAUUGUAAGCUUCGAAUGUGGGACACAAAGUCUGGAAAGCUAGAGCAUUCUCACUAUCUUUUCUCUCCCAUAACUUGUGCAGUGAUAUUUGGUAAAAUGGCUCUGAUUGGAACUGGAGGUGGAAAAAUCAUGUAUUACUGCACAGAAACAUUAGCUGUUAAAUGGGAAACUGUUGGACACCUUGAAAGUGUAUUAUCACUUGCUCUUAACGAGAAAUUAGUAGUAUCAGCUUCACUUGUUCCAGACUUAUGUGUGUGGAAAAUCUCCAAGGAUCUUCUAUCAGUAUCAACAGUCCCAAUGACAAUUCCUGUGACGCGUCCAGUAAGAUGUAUGAUCUUACACAAUGAGAAGCUAUAUUUUGGAGACGACGGUGUAAAUAUUAAAGUAUUUCACUUCAAUUCGGAGAACAUGGAUAAACUUAAAAACCACGACACUGAUCACGGAAGCACAGAUUCUAUGCUGAUUUACAAGAAUUGCUACCUGGUUUCAAGUUCUUACAAUCUGGAUUCUGGCAAAUCAUCCAUAAAUUUUCGGUUGUUGGAAGAUCACAGCUAUCUGUUCACUGUGAGAUGUCCUGUUUACAAUCCCAUCACAUGCAUGUCAUGUGAUCCGUCAAGUAGUUCAGAUGAAACUCUCGAGUUGUUUUGUGGUGGAUUCGAGCUAGGAGUUAUUCAACCGAUCAGGGAUCAGAGUGCUGAAUAUUACGAGAUAGAGGAGGUUAAAGUAGUACAACUAGAAGCAUUGCGAGACAGAUUUGUAGACAGCUUAUCAGAAGCCUUUUCUAGUGACGAAGAAGAAGUGCAUUCUAAGGCACAAAGAAGGGAGAGUGAUGUUGCAGACGAACCAGGAGCGCCGGGGUCCUGGUGUUCAAUAUCUUGAAUUUACUGAGACAUUAUGUUUUUACCCAAGAUCUGCUUAUCAUUACAUUUAAAGAAAUUACGGCCAGAAGAUUUAUAUUUAAGAUUUAUUUGAGAUUUGAGGGUAGUAAGAGCUCACUAGGACAUUUUUUAGAUUAAGUUUUGUUAAAGUUGUUUUAAUUUUGAAAUUAAAGUUAUUGUUAUGGUAGUAAUAAUGCUAAGUAAAUAUCUAUUCGUCAUUUUAUA